This is a messenger RNA of Sporothrix brasiliensis 5110, 969 nucleotides long. Its product is annotated as rds1p-like stress response protein. The record is from RefSeq and is a predicted model, not a curated record. The coding region runs from base 1 to 969 and encodes 322 amino acids. NCBI's taxonomy places the organism in Eukaryota, Fungi, Ascomycota, Sordariomycetes, Ophiostomatales, Ophiostomataceae. The transcript is spliced from 2 exons.
AUGCCUUCCUUCAUCAAGACUGCAGGCCUCGUGGCCGGCCUCGUCACCGUCGCAUGCGCAUUACCAUCGGUUCCCAGGCUCAGUGCCUCGCAAGUGAAGAUGUACGAGUACAGCAAGCGCCAAAACGCCGCAGCAGCCGCUGCUGGCCUCACGGAUGUUGACAUUCUGCAAUUCACAAGUGCCCUCACGCUCGAAUGGCUGGAGGGUACCUUUUACCAGCAGGGCUUCGCCAAGUUCCCGGCCUCUGACUUCACCGCCCUCGGCCUGACACAACAGCAAGUCAAUGAUCUGAUCGGCAUCGGCUCCAGCGAACAAGCCCACAUUUCCCUGCUGCAGUCCGCCAUCGCCCAGGCAGGCGUCAAGCCCGUCGAGCCCUGCACCUACAACUUUGGCUUCACAGACGCCAAGUCCAUGGUCGCCACCGCCGGUGUUCUCGAGAACGUCGGCGUCUCCGCCUACUUGGGCGGCGGCCCGCUGAUUUCCGACGGCUCCAUUCUCUCCACCGCCGCCUCCAUCUUGACCGUCGAGGCCCGCCACCAGACCUUUGUCCGCGUUGCCAGCGCCGCCGCCGCCGCCCCGGGUGCCUUUGACACCGCCCUGUCGCCCAAGCAGGUCUUCUCGCUCGCCGCGCCCUUCAUCACGUCCUGCCCCGAAGGCUCCAACCUGAUCCUGACCGCCUUUCCCGCCCUCACCAUGGCCGCCGGCCAGACCGCCGUCGCCGCCAUUGGCCAGACCAUCCAGCUCCAGUCCAAUGCCUCGUCCACGGCGCAGUUCUGUUCCUUUACCAACGGCAACAUUGCCGGCGGCACCGCCUUUUCGGCCUUUUCGCCCGAAACAGGCUGCACCAUCCCGGGCCAGGGCGAGUUGGCAGGCAUUGCAUACGUCAACCUGGUGACCCAGGCGCCGCUGACGGGUGUCAUUACGGACGACAUUAUUGUUGCUGGCCCCAUGGUUCUGCAGAUCUCGUAG